AUGAGGGCCACUUCGAUUCUUUCGUUGCUAUCAUGCCUCGCCUACUUACCCUUCGCCUCGGCAUGGAUAUACACCUGGCACUCUCCAAAUGAUACGCUACUUUCCUUCCAAGGAGAGGAGCCUCUGAGUUGCAAGUCAAUGGACAACCCCAAGGACAAUGUUUUCAACUGGGAGCCCCAAGAUGGACACUGGUGUAUUUUUAUGUACUCGAAUUCAAAUUGCGAUAACGAAAACGUUGGUCAUACAUGCAAAGACUACGAAUGGUCAAAUCAUGUCUCAAAACAACACAUUCUAUCAUUCAAAGUGACAAAUAAUACUGCUGCAUUCUUCACGACAACGACAUCGUCGGAACCAGCGACCAAGACUGCCUCGGAAUCAUCUACAGCAACCAAUGCCACCUCCACCACACCAUCUGCCCCCACCACACCAUCUGCCUCCACAGCCACUACUACCAGCGAGCCAACAGACUCGGAUAGCAAGGCUAGUCUAUCGAGUGGUGCGAUUGCAGGAAUAGUGGUGGGAGCUCUAGCUGCAUUGGCUAUUGCCGGCAUUCUCAUUUUCUUCUUAUGCUGGCGACGACGAAAGAACGAUGCCCAGAAACACGACAAUACCAGAACAGAAUCAGCAUCUGGCAUGGUAGAGCUUUCUAGUUCUCAUCACGAUGAAAAAAAUUCAUCCAUUUCGGAAAAGCCUCGGUCUCGACAGGAAACCCUACGGGAACUCAACGGCUCGACAGUUGCGUCGGAGAUUGGGACUGAGACAGAGAGACAUGAGCUGUAUACGGAGAGAUAUGAGCUAGACUCGACACUUGUCGAGCAAGAGAAGAAGCCUUGA
Penicillium manginii is the source of this 834-nucleotide messenger RNA. RefSeq lists its product as uncharacterized. The transcript has a single exon. NCBI's taxonomy places the organism in Eukaryota, Fungi, Ascomycota, Eurotiomycetes, Eurotiales, Aspergillaceae. The record is from RefSeq and is a predicted model, not a curated record. Bases 1 to 834 code for a protein of 277 amino acids.